AUGAUCAUCACAUUUUUACGCCUGCUUCCCUUCGUUCUCCCUUCCGUUGUCCACGCCGCAUGUUACGAGCCCAAUGUUGCACAUCCACUUCCUCAAUAUGAUUCCGAAAAUGCCGCCACCUAUCUAGAGGCAGCAAUAAACCUCAUGGAAUCUCAGAUUUCCGCAUUACUUGCAGACCCAGAUUAUGUUUCAACAUCCUUCUCUAUCGAAAUCACCUCGUCGAAACGAACUCUCUGGCAACACCAUCACACUGCCCAUGUCCGUAACCCGUCGCGUCCCAGCAUCCCAGUGGUAAACGGAGAUGCACUCUACCGCAUUGCAAGCCUGACAAAGACUUUCACCGUCCUUGGCAUAUUGUAUCAGCAUGCAGCAGGAAAUCUCAGUUUAGAUGACCCUAUCCCUAAGUAUAUCGAGGAAUUGAGGGACGCCAAGUACAGCAAUCUUCCGUGGAAGGAUAUAACGCUGCGCAGUUUGGCUAGCCAGUUGAGCGGCAUUCCAAGGGAUUGUAUGGGCCGCGAUCAUGGUUGUUUUGAGCUGGGCCUACCGCCAAUCUCGCGGCACGAGGUGCCCAAUCUUCCCCAGUGUGAUGAGUAUGGCGACAACUAUGAGCCGCCAUGCACAGAAACUGAUCUUUUGGAUGCGUUGCGCACUAUGGAACCUACUUUCGCCCCCAACCAGAAAUCCACAUAUUCGAACAUUGCGUUUGAACUACUCGGUCUGGUGCUUGCAAGACUCUCCAAUCAAACAUACGAGUCGUACAUUGAGAGCGCUAUAUUCCGACCCUUCGACAUGAUGAACAGCACCUUUUCCACACCCCCUGACGAAGCAGGUGUGAUACCUCUCGACCCGCACUACUGGGAUGUCGAUGCUGGCGUCCAGAACCCGACGGGAGGAAUUUACAGCUCGUCCGUGGACCUGUCGAAGUAUCUUCGUUACAUACUCACCCACUAUAACGGAAUUACAUCAGCGCUCAAUUGGGCGCAUCCGGCUUCCCCUGCCGACGGGAUGAACUCUUUCUACGGCAUACCUUGGGAAAUAUUCCGCACUGACAGGAUCCUCGAGGGCUCACGGAGAGCCGUGCGGUUUAUAACCAAGGGGGGUGCCCUCCCCGGAUACUUCUCGACCAUAAUGACUGUACCUGAGUACGAUCUAGGAAUCACCAUUCUUGUCGCUGGACAGUCGAAAUUGGUGUUCAAACUACGGGAUCUUGUCACAACUACUGUAGUCCGAGCUGCAGAAGCCAUCGCUAUCAGACAACUACAAGAUCGCUACGUCGGGAGAUAUACUCCAUCUGACUCGAGCCUGAAUACUUCAUUUGCGCUUGUUGCGGACGCCAGGGGACUCGUCGUGACGGAGUUCAUGUCGAAUUCGACCGACGUGCUCAAAGUGACGCUACCUCGCCUCAUCCAAGGCGAAGAUAAAGACGUGCCUUGGUACGCCCAACUUGUUCCGACACUACUGUAUCGCGAUGAAGCAGCACAAGCUGGAGAGAAAUGGAGGAUAGUGGCGACCCAGGAACGCGUCGAAGGCAAUGGAAAUGUCUGGGAUGAUUUCUGCUCCACGGACUAUGGCGUGGCGAACUAUGCUGGAAAGCCACUCAACGAGGUCAUCCUUUGGUCGGGGGACAGUGGUGUUGUGGAGCGGAUUGAUCUUCCAGCUUUUAAGGCGAAGCUUGUGCGGGAGAAAGACGGUGGAGGGGCAGAAAGCAUACUGGAACAGGAUGAAUCCAUGGAACUAUAA
Westerdykella ornata is the source of this 1740-nucleotide messenger RNA. Its product is annotated as beta-lactamase family protein. Lineage: Eukaryota; Fungi; Ascomycota; Dothideomycetes; Pleosporales; Sporormiaceae. The transcript has 3 exons. Bases 1 to 1740 code for a protein of 579 amino acids. The record is from RefSeq and is a predicted model, not a curated record.